Molecule: messenger RNA, 2046 nt
Organism: Cyphellophora attinorum
Lineage: Eukaryota; Fungi; Ascomycota; Eurotiomycetes; Chaetothyriales; Cyphellophoraceae
Exons: 2
Coding region: 1-2046 (681 amino acids)
Source: RefSeq, a predicted model, not a curated record
AUGCCGGCUCUUCGCUCUUUAACAACAGUCACCCUUCUUUCAGCUUGCCUGGCGCAAGCAUGGGCCGGACCCGCCUACAACAGACGAACCGCUCCAGAGGAAACGCCAGCAGCCGUAGAAGCGCCACCUCCGGAGAGCACAACACCUACCGACUCAGCAACAGCACCUCCUCUCGCAGAAGCCACACCACCUCCAGCAAGUGAGACAGCUGUAUUGCCUCCCGCCGACGCCGUAACACCUCCUGUAGACUGGACACCACCACCUGCAUGGACGCCACCAGCAGCUUGGGUACCACCGCCAGCGUGGACACCGCCAGCCGCAUACUGUCCACCACCGGAGUGGACUCCGCCGGCCGCAUACGUGCCUCCGCCAGCGUGGACGCCACCAGCCGCAUAUACCCCCGUAGCUCCUGCAGAAUGCCCUCCCGCGUCAGAAUGCCCACCUCCCGUGACCGCCACAGAAACAGUCCAUAUGACCGAGACUGUUCAUAUGACUAUAACGGAGCCUACACACAUCACCGUAACCGAAGCCGUCCCUGUGACCGAAGUCCAGCAAUUGACAGUCACACUUCCGCCAAUGAUUGAAACCGUUCAUAUGACAUUAACGGAAGUUCAGCCUGUUACCAUGACCGAGGUCCAACAUGUGACCAUGACUGAGGUUCAACAACUCACAGUGACCGAAAUUAUGAUUCACAACCUUACGGCCACUCUUACGGCCACCAUGACCGAGGUUCAGCCAGUGACGAUGACUGAAGUCCAACAACUCACUAUGACGGAAGUCAUGCACGUUACCAUGACCGAAGUGCAGCAGUUGACUGUGACCGAAAUUCAACAGCUCACCGCAACAGCGACAGCUACCGAAGUUCAGCAACUGACAGCAACCGAAGUGCAACAAAUCACAGCAACCGAAGUCCAGCAACUGACUGCUACCGAGGUGCAACAAAUCACCGCGACCGAAGUCCAACAAUUGACUGCCACCGAAGUACAGCAACUCACCGCCACCGAGACCGCAGUUCAGCAAAUCACGAGCGUCCAACAACUUACCGUCACCGAAACAAUGCAAGUGACAGUCCCGCAACACAUCACGAUUACAGAGCAGCAAGUCGACCAAAUCACCAUCACCGAAUGGUCGUCACCAACCACCAUUACUGUGUCAGCAUGCAGUACGCCCGUCGCAGGCAUCGAAAUGCCACCACCGCCUCCGGCGUAUACGCCUCCACCAAUGAUGCAUACUACGCCACGAUAUAUGCCAGUCUCACCUGUUACAGGCGGAUACGUGCCACCACCACCGCCGCCUGCUCCCACCAUGUGGGCGGACACCAUGAUGGCCCAUCCACCUCCCAAGAUGCACGACACCAGCAUGGCCCCACCCAUGAUGCAUACGACUGCCGCACCCACAAUGGUGGCCGCGCAUCAGAUGCCGCCUGCUCCUCCUGGAGUCUUCACUGGCAGCAUGGUCCACACCAUGAUCGGCCACAUCAUGCCGGGACUCGCUCAACUCCCAAAGGGUGAUCCUGCGAUCAUCCCGCCCUUCACUGCGCCGAAGCCGCCGAUGAUGCCACCUGCGCCGAUGCCCACAGCAGGCCAGUUCUUUGACGCGAGCAACAGUACUAUGGCGACCGCGACGAUGACGACUGAGACUGCAAGCACCGCUACAAGUGUGGCUGCGGAGAGCACUGUCUCUGUUGACACCGCCACUGCGACUGCCACGGAGCCCGCUGCUUCAGACACAGCUACCGCGACUGCUUCGUCAUCCGCGUCGUCGACAACCACAACGUCCUCAACAACGUCCGCUGCAGCGUCAGAAACUCCAGCAGCGGGCCUCCCACCCGUAGAAGCCGGGAAGGCAGCUACCGAUGCCGCGGCCCCUCCAGCCGUCACGCCGGCAGCGCAAGUCGAUGCACCCGCAGAGACAGUCAUUGACGUGAGCUCGCUGACGAUGGCGAACAGUGGUGUUCUGGGCGUUGGGCUGAAGCAGAGAGACGCUGUGGUCAGGAGGAGGGGGGAAGGGAAGAGGAGGUGGGCUGUGCCCAGUGGAGGUUACUGA